Messenger RNA from Anopheles moucheti, 764 nucleotides. RefSeq names its product josephin-like protein (gene Josd). Gene Ontology annotation, molecular function: cysteine-type deubiquitinase activity. Gene Ontology annotation, biological process: protein deubiquitination. NCBI's taxonomy places the organism in Eukaryota, Metazoa, Arthropoda, Insecta, Diptera, Culicidae. The record is from RefSeq and is a predicted model, not a curated record. The transcript has 6 exons. Bases 1 to 567 code for a protein of 188 amino acids.
AUGGAGCUGGCGUUGAAUUCGGGCAUGUACCACGAGAAGCAGCAGCGAGAAUUGUGCGCCCUGCAUGCACUGAACAACUUAUUUCAAGACAAAUCGUCCUUCAGCAAAUCACAACUGGAUCAAAUUUGCCAGAAUCUAUCUCCAAAUGAGUAUAUCAAUCCUCACAGGUCCAUCCUUGGGCUUGGAAACUACGAUGUGAAUGUUAUCAUUGCUGCUUUGCAAAUGAAAGAGUGUGAAGCUAUCUGGUUCGAUAAGCGAAAAGAUCCAUCACGCAUCGAUACAUCGAAAAUAGUUGGCUUUAUAUUGAACGUUCCGAGUAAUUACAAGGUGGGGUUUGUAAAGCUACCGAUUCAGCGCAGGCAUUGGAUUGCCAUACGGCAAAUCAACAAAGAAUAUUGGAACCUGGACUCCAAACUAGACGUCCCUCAAUGUUUAGGAGAUGAAUCAAGCAUGCUACAGUACCUACGAGAGCAACUUCAAAGCAAUGAUAAAGAGUUAUUUGUGGUGUGCACAGGCGAGGUGGAUAAAUCACAACAAUGGCUCCUGCCAGAUAAUGAACAACGGUGAAGGAAAUACGGGAAAUAGAAUUAAAUAUCGUUAACACAUUCGUUUGUUCAAUCCAUCCGAUGGUAUUCAAACGAGUCUUGGGGGAUAUAAAUAUCCUCGCUACACCUUGGGUAAGUGAGGCCCGGAUAAUCGAGUAAAAUUAACGCUCUGGGGAGAUCUGCUGCGAAUCGACGUUCAAAAAAUACUUUUCUGUUGAU